AUGGCACUGCCUCCCUCCCUGCUGCUCCCAGGGGCUCUGCUGGUGGCCGACGCCCUGUCCCUGUCCCUGUCCUUACUGGGCCCGCUGGUGCUGGCGCUGGUGCGGCUGGGCCUGGCGGGCACGUGUCUCGAGGCUGCCCUGCGCCUGCCCCUCCUGGCUGCAGCCUCCCGGCUCCUGUCCCCUCUCUAUCCCCCCGGGGCCACCACCACGGCUGCCAUGGCCACCAUCGCCGUCACCCCCGUGGCCUUCAUGGCCCUGCGGAACCUCCUGGGCCUGCCCGGCCCUGGGCCCGGCCUCUUGGCGGCUGCAGCACCCGCCUGGCUCGAGGUCACCCACGCGGCUGCCACGCUGACCCUGCUGGCCUGGGACGACCCCCGCACCCUGGGUGGUGUCCCCAAAGCUCCCGGGGGUGUCCCCGAGGUCCCCGGAGGUGUCUGGAGGGUCCUGGUGCUGGCCUGCUCCAAGUGGAAAGUCUUGGGAGCCGCCUUCCUGUGCCUUGUGGUGGCAGCCGCCAGGGAGACUGUGGGGCCCUGCAUCACCGGGAAGGUUCUGGACGCCAUCCAGAGAGGCCAUGGACUCACCACUGGAGCCGUGGGGAUGGUGGUGGCCGCCAAAGCAGCCAGUGUCCUGUUCCCCGGGGGCCGCGGGUGGCUCUUCCUGCUGGCGGCGGCGCGUCUGCGGCAGAGCCUGCACCUCUGGCUCUUCUCCUACCUGCUGCACCAGGACCUGGAUUUCUUCCAGGGAAUGCCAGCAGCCGAGCUGUCGGCGCAGUUCUCCGCGGAGGUGCCGCUGGUGUCCAUGGCGGUGCCGAGGGGGACCAACCUGCUGCUCCGGAGCAUGGGAAUGGUGCUGGUGGUGGGUGCGGCCAUGGUCCAGCUGGUGCCGGGGCUGGCGCUGCUGGAGCUGCCCCUCGGGAUCACCGCCCAGCGCAUCCACAGUGCCCGGAGACGGGCUCUGCAGCGAUCCAUGCUGGAAGCAUCCACCCGGACGGCCUCGGGGGUGCAGGAAUCCAUCGCCGCCCUGGAGACAAUCUGGAUCUUCCUGGCAGAGGAGGAGGAGGACGAGCGGCACAGCCGGAACCUGGACGAGGAGCUGAGGCUGAAGGAGUGGAUGAAGCUGGAGCUGGCGGGAUUCACCCUCAUCCAGAGGAUGCUCCAGCUGGCCAUCUGGGUCCUGGUGCUCUUCCAGAGCCACCAGCAGCUCCGAGAUGGAUCCAUCACUCCUGGGGUGCUCGUCACCUCCCUGCUGUACCAGGACACAGUCGACCACCACAUCAAGGUGCUGCUCUGUGGCUUCAACGAGUUCACUGCCAACAUGGCUGCCGGGCAGAAAAUCUGGGAAUACCUGGAUCAGAAACCUGCCAGGUACAUUGGGGGAAUGCUGGAGCCCCCCCAGCUCCAGGGCCAUGUUGCCUUCCAGAGGGUCUCCUUCACCUAUCCCGGAAAUCCUGAGCGCCUCGUGCUGAGGGAUGUGUCCCUGGAGCUGCAUCCCAGGGAGGUGACGGUGCUGGUGGAGCCCAACAGGAGCGGGAAGAGCACGGCUGUGGUGCUGCUGGAGCGGCUGCGGGAUCCUGGGAGCGGGGAGGUGCUGCUGGAUGGGAUACCCCUGCGAGAAUACGAGCACCGGUACCUGCACCGGCAGUUACGUUUAAAAUGA
Messenger RNA from Empidonax traillii (willow flycatcher), 1656 nucleotides. Its product is annotated as antigen peptide transporter 2-like. Gene Ontology annotation, molecular function: ATP hydrolysis activity; ABC-type oligopeptide transporter activity; ATP binding. NCBI's taxonomy places the organism in Eukaryota, Metazoa, Chordata, Aves, Passeriformes, Tyrannidae. The transcript is spliced from 9 exons. The coding region runs from base 1 to 1656 and encodes 551 amino acids. The record is from RefSeq and is a predicted model, not a curated record. Gene Ontology annotation, cellular component: membrane. Gene Ontology annotation, biological process: transmembrane transport.